Molecule: messenger RNA, 2469 nt
Organism: Tarenaya hassleriana
Lineage: Eukaryota; Viridiplantae; Streptophyta; Magnoliopsida; Brassicales; Cleomaceae
Exons: 1
Coding region: 202-1896 (564 amino acids)
Biological process (GO): meristem maintenance; meristem development
Source: RefSeq, a predicted model, not a curated record
GAGAGCUAAAACUACAACAAAGAAGAAAUUAUUAUGAAAUCAUAUCCAUGAUUCAUCAAAAAGUACUUAUAACCACGUUCAAGCAAAUUAAUUUCAGAAAGAUCAAAGCUUUCUCCGGAAAGAACAAAGCUUGAACGGAGGAAAACUGAGCUUUCAAAGAAGACAGGUGGUAGUUUGAUUUCUUCUCUGCAUUCUGAGAUUAUGGAGAAAUCGUCGUCUGAAUGCGAACUUCCCUCUCCUCCUUUGGACGUAAAGCUUUUGUGCUCGAAGGUUUCUUUCAUGGGGUGGAAGCUGGCGAGCAACAAAUACAAGACAUGGGUUGCAAAGAUGGCUGCAUCGCAUAAAGGCAUCUGGGAAAAAGCAGGAAUCUUUGAAGCAAUCAUGGCUUCGACAUACAGAAUCUGGAAAAACGAAGAUCUGAUUUUUGCUGUUGCUGAAAGAUGGUGUCCUGACACCAAAGCUUUCGUCUUUCCAUUUGGGGAAGCGACUGUAACUGUUGAAGAUGUGAAGAUGCUUCUGGGUUUCUCUGUUUCUGGCUCCCCUGUUUUCUCUUCUCUCGAAAGCUCCGAGAUGAGAGAGACGAAGGAGAAGAUAGAGAGAGAGAUGCUGAAGAUCAAGAGAGAUGGAGGGCUUGUAAACCAGGUCUCAUGGAUGCUAAGAUUCAUGGACAGGAAUCAUCAACUUGAGCAUGAGGCUUUUCUUGUCUUGUGGCUUAACAACUUCGUUUUCCCCUGUCCUAACCGGAUUUUCUCGAGAAACGUUAUACCAAUCGCUGUCCAUCUUGCCAGAGGUACCAAGAUAGCUCUUGCUCCUGCUGUUCUUGAAUCCUUGUAUCAAGAUUUGGAUUCGUUGAAACAACAUAUUCAGUGCCUAUCCAACUCAGAUUGUGCUCAUUAUUUCUCGGCGCUUACUCUGAGAUCUUUGUUUAGCUUAGUCCAGGUCUGGGCAUGGGAAAGAUUCAGUAAACUGGGGUUGAAACCUAAGAUGUCCCGAGAUGGUGAGCCUAGAUUGGCUCGGUGGCACAAUCUGAAACAGAGUUCGAAGAACUUUAAGCAAAUUCUGGCUAGCUCGGGGACAGACAGUUUUGAAUGGUAUCCCUAUGGUGACAAAGCAUCUGCCAAAGAACUGCCUCUGAGUUCUGUGUAUCAGAAGGAAACCGUAAACGAUGGUCUUGCUUUUCUAAGAGUUUUCCCGAAAGCCAAAAGGUCUAAGCAAAGCGAACAUGUUAAUGAAUCGGUAAGCAGAAGAACGAAGCAUGGGGAGGAAAAUUUCUCUUUAGAAACACUUCAGGAGGUGGCUUCUUUAGGCUAUAAUAACGAAGAACCAUCUGAAAUACGGAAAACGAGUGAGGAAAGUGAUGAAGUUGCAAGUGGAGGGAAGGAGAUUAUGCCCAGGAAUCCAUCUGAUGAAUCAAAGAUGCAGGGAAAUGUAGAAGAUGGCAUUGAGGGAACAGAGUGUUGGCUUCAUGGGGAUGGCCUUGAAACCCGAGAAACACUGAAAUCGAGUGAGGAAAAUGAUAAACUUGCAAGUAAAGGGAAGAAUACUAUGUCCGAGAAUCCAUCUGAUGAAUCAAACAUGCAGGGCAAUGUAGAAAAUGGCACUCAGGAAACAGAUCAGUGUUUGCUUCAUGGGGAUGGCCUUGAAACCCGAGAAACGUUGAAAUCUAAUGAGAAAUUCAAUGACGGUGUUGAGAGAGAGGAUAAUAGUGGUGAUGGAAGGGUGGUUAGUAAGCAAGUGAACACCGACCAGAGAUUUGAGCAGAAGAAGCAUUCGGUAGCGAUACCAGGUUUGGAGCUCGAGAUGCGUGUUCUUGAGCUGAAGAAGAUUUUGGCAGAGAUAAAAGAAUGGCAGACCAGAAAGAGGAGCAAAGAAGGAGGAGUUUCAGCUCGGUUUUAGCUUUAUUUGUCCAAAUCAAAGAACAAAGUCAUAGUCAAUCACCCUUUUGCAAAAUCAGUUGUUCCUGUCUCUAACCAGCCUUAGUAGACUGCCAUGUAUAUCCGUUUCUUCGCAUAUCCAGAAGUCGGUAGUUAUAAGCUAAAAGCUUUUUGUUUUGUGUCUCUCGAGUUCCUGCAUGACAUCCUCUCACCGUAAGAUGCAGGAAAGGAGUUGAAAUUUGUCUGUUUCCGACAAGAUUUAGUGCCAACCCAGAGCUUGAAAAUGUUGUCUGUGAAGCCAAAAAAGCGGAUCAGAAGCUGCAGAACUAAAAGAACAAACCAUGGAUGAAAGACAAAUGAAUACAUAUGAAUUAGUGUUACAAAUUAGCUAACUUUAUUGGUGGGUUUUGACCAAUGACGCAGCUUCACAUGAACGAAAAGAAGAUUUUAUUCUCUAGUCUGGAAGACGAUGAUGCAUUCAUUUCUAAAACUGAGAAUAAUUUACCUUUUGAAAAGGACAUUCAUGGACUUAGCAGUAACAGACAAGUUAAGUGUUGGAAACGGGCAAGCUUACAACAUCAAGAUUCUUUGUUAC